AUGAGUAAUCAAGCCCUAUUCGAGAAGCUGUCACAAACGUCGGAAUUACUGAGUGUAAAACUAGCACAACUUAUUAGACUCUCAUCUCUAGAGAAUGUUGACGAGAACGAUGACGAUUCAAACAGCCCCAAUGAGGGUUCUGAAUUAGGAAAUACUUUGACGGCGGAGACUGACAUAUCGGUUGCAACUUCCGGUGUUAUGUUGGUAAAUAGUCAAACAAUGCAACUGGUCAAGGGCGUACAAGAUUUGUUGUUGCUGACAAGAAAUAUCAGAGAAAAAUGGAUACUUAAUCAAAUCCCUGAAAAAUCUGAGACCGAAGUCCCAGUUAUUAAUUAUAAUGAAUUGGAUAGUUUACUUGAGAAAUGCAUGGGAGAGAUAAUUGGGGAAACAGAUUUAUAG
Molecule: messenger RNA, 399 nt
Organism: Maudiozyma barnettii
Lineage: Eukaryota; Fungi; Ascomycota; Saccharomycetes; Saccharomycetales; Saccharomycetaceae
Gene: SRB6
Product: Srb6p
Exons: 1
Coding region: 1-399 (132 amino acids)
Biological process (GO): regulation of transcription by RNA polymerase II
Cellular component (GO): mediator complex
Molecular function (GO): transcription coregulator activity
Source: RefSeq, a predicted model, not a curated record